AUGGGUCGACCUUUUACUAUCUUCGUGGCCUGCCUAGCUGCCACCGGCUCGUUCCUGUUCGGCUAUGACAGUGGGGUCAUGACAGAUGUGAUCGAGUCGCCGAAUUUCCUGGCGUACUUCCAGACCACGCAGACAUCUGCGAUUAUCGGAGCAAUCAAUAGUACUUUCUCAGGUGGAGCUGUCAUCGGGUCCUUGCAGGGCGGCCUCACCAUGGACCGCUUUGGCCGCAAAAUUACCAUCCAGAUGGGAGCCUGCAUUUGCCUCGUUGGUGCGAUCCUGCAGGCAGCUGCACAGAACCUCUCAAUGAUCCUGGUCGGCCGAAUCCUGGCCGGGUGGGCCGUCGGGCUCAUGUCCAUGUCCGUACCAGUCUAUCAAGCCGAGCUUGCGCAUCCAAAAUCUCGAGGUAUGAUAGUUGGACUAGCACAACAAAUGAUUGGGAUUGGAUUUAUCGUUAGCACGUGGAUUGGGUACGGGUCCCUGCAUGCCCCCGCAACCAGCCAGUUCCAAUGGAGGUUUCCUCUCGCCUUUCAGGUCGUACCAGCUCUUGUUUUGGUCAUCGGUAUGAUAUUCCUUCCCGAGUCGCCACGAUAUCUCAUCGAGAAAGAGCGUUAUGACGAGGGCAUGCGCGUGCUCCGAAAAUUACACUUCGAUGGGACAAAUGAAGAUUGGAUCGAGGCCGAAUUUAGUGAAAUUCGUCGCACCAUCGAGGCCGAGAAGAGUAUUGCAGUGCAUGGGUGGAGCGCCUUGUUUACGGUUCCGCAAUGGCGUACUCGCAUGCUACAUGGUCUCGCAGUCCAGAUAUUUACCCAAAUGACAGGAAUCAAUGUGAUCGGGUACUAUCAAACAAUCAUGUACAGAGCUCUGGGCUUCACCGGGAAUCGGAACACGCUGGUGGCAGGCUUAUACAACUGCGUGGGCCCAAUUGCCAACCUCGUAUUCGUGGUAUUUCUUCUCGAUCGAGUUGGUCGCCGGCGACCGAUGCUUUUCGGCAGCGUGGCUAUCUCUCUCGCGCUGAUCUGCGAGGCGGCGCUCAACUCUCAAAAUGCAGAUGGUCAACGCAUUGGGUACAGCAUCGGCGGUGUUUUCUUCUUGUUUGCCGUAUCGGUAAUAUUUUCAAUGUCCUUUGGGCCUUGUAGCUGGGUCUAUAUGGCCGAGGUCAUGCCUAUGCAAAUCCGUGGAAAGGGUAAUGCAUUUGCUGUCGCCUUCGGAAACUGGGCAGUCAGCACACUCUGGAAUCAAGUGUCGCCCAUCGCUUUGGGCAAGAUCCAGUGGAAAUUUUAUUUUAUUUUUGUGGCGUGGAACCUGUGUGUGUCCUUUCCCGUGAUAUAUUUCUUCUUCCCAGAAACCAAGCAAAAGACGUUGGAGGAAAUCGACCUGUUGUUUGGGCAGCGCAUGUUAGAGGCAACGCCCGAUGGGGCGGUGCACACGGAGAAGGAAGAGGGGGUCUCGGCGACGAAUGUAGAGAACAUGGCGAUCCACUAG
Messenger RNA from Penicillium cosmopolitanum, 1482 nucleotides. Its product is annotated as sugar porter family MFS transporter. Gene Ontology annotation, biological process: transmembrane transport; carbohydrate transport. NCBI's taxonomy places the organism in Eukaryota, Fungi, Ascomycota, Eurotiomycetes, Eurotiales, Aspergillaceae. The coding region runs from base 1 to 1482 and encodes 493 amino acids. Gene Ontology annotation, cellular component: membrane. Gene Ontology annotation, molecular function: carbohydrate:proton symporter activity. The record is from RefSeq and is a predicted model, not a curated record. The transcript has 6 exons.